AUGGGCACAGCGGGUGUACAGACCCGGGAACUCAGCACAGGGAUUGUGGGAACCCCUCAUAAAGGGCACAGCAGGUGUACAGACCCAGGAACUCAGCACAGGGAUGGUGUGAACCCCUCAUAAAGGGCACAGCAGGUGUACAGACCCAGGAACUCAGCACAGAGAUGGUGGGAACCCCUCAUAAAGGGCACAGCAGGUGUAUAGACCCAGAAACCCAGCACAGGGAUGGCGGGAACCUCUCAUAAUGGGCACAGCGGGUGUAUAGACCAGGGAACUCAGCACAGGGAUGGUGGGAACCCCUCAUA
Staurois parvus is the source of this 305-nucleotide messenger RNA. The record is from the annotation of a GenBank genome assembly. NCBI's taxonomy places the organism in Eukaryota, Metazoa, Chordata, Amphibia, Anura, Ranidae.